Messenger RNA from Corticium candelabrum, 3038 nucleotides. RefSeq lists its product as uncharacterized. Gene Ontology annotation, cellular component: plasma membrane; signaling receptor complex. Lineage: Eukaryota; Metazoa; Porifera; Homoscleromorpha; Homosclerophorida; Plakinidae. The transcript is spliced from 14 exons. Gene Ontology annotation, molecular function: transmembrane receptor protein tyrosine kinase activity; ATP binding. Bases 4 to 3027 code for a protein of 1007 amino acids. The record is from RefSeq and is a predicted model, not a curated record. Gene Ontology annotation, biological process: positive regulation of kinase activity; protein phosphorylation; multicellular organism development.
GCCAUGAAUUCUGCAGCAGCAAACGUUCUGGUUUUCUUCGUUGCUCUUACUCUACACACGUUUUCUGGAGUUUCAAGUUGUUCGUCAGGAUGGACUCUCAGUGGAAGUAGCUGCUAUCGACUUUUUACUACGAUUAAAACGUGGGAUAAUGCUGAAGCUGAUUGUGUCAAUAAAAGCGGACAUCUCGUAUCUAUCGUGUCAGACAGUGAAAAUACUGUGGUGUAUAACUUGACAAACGGCAGUCACGUUUGGAUAGGAGUGAAUGAAGACAGAGACGCCAACUCUUGGAGUGAUGGUAAAACAAUUUUAUAUCGUUGGAAUGGCAACACAGGACGACGACGACGCAACGACAACGACGAAGACGGUGACUACGACUACGACGACCCCGAAGAUUGCAUAAGAAUGAGUAGCAACAGUAAUUGGCAGCAUGAAUCGUGUACUAACCAGUAUUACUACGUUUGUGAAAGACCAGUACCGACUACCAACCCUUCUGCUACUAUUGUAUCUUCAGUGCAAACAUCUACUGCACCGUCAACCACUGUUGCAGCCACUAGGGAUCGUUCCACAACCAGAAGUCCCACCACGUUUGCCUCAAUCACAACGCAAUCGACGUCAGUAGCAACGACUGUUGUAUCAUCUCCUACUGCUGAAGGCAGCACACAGUUAGUGUCUACUACAGUUUCUACGUCUGCUCCAAUUACAACGCAAUCUACGUCAGCACCAACAACUGUAUCAUUGUCAACCACUGCUGAAGGCAGCACACAAUUUCCUACCACGACUUCUACGUCUGCUUCAAUUACAACGCAAUCAGCACCAACAACCGUAUCAUUGUCAACCACUGCUCAGGGUAGCACACUAUUGCCUACCACGACUUCUUCGUUUGUAUCAACUGGAACUCGAACGCCAUCGAUGGUCACAACUGUUUCACGACGAACAACCGCUCAAGUCAAGACACAACGGUUUCUGUCUACCACGACUUCUACGCUUGCAUCAUCACAAGCUACAAGAUCAGAUAAAUCGACAACUCGCAUGUCAGCAACGUCUACUGGCCGUUCAAACGGCAAUCUCUUGGCAUCGCUUGUAUCUACACCUUUAUCUGUUUUGCCUCGUGGUUCUACAAAGGCGAUGGUCACAAAACAUAAAUUUACGUCACAAAUUCUCUCAACACAAAUUUCUAGCUCCAACAAUUCCAAACAGUCAACAUCAGCAACAACGUCACGUGAAGAAAUGACACCAACGACACCAUACGUGAUUUCGAUAGCAAAUUCAAGUUCUUCAAACACGAUAGUUUACGCAGUAAUUGCUGCUUCAAUUUCAACUAUUGUUGUAAUCGUAUUUCUAAUUUUUGCACGUUUACUCUGGAAAAGAAGAGCAAGCAAGCGGGCUUCCAUAACAUUUCAAUCAGAUUUGGCAGAGAAACAAUACGCAAACAAAGUUUUUGGUAAUUCUCCAAAGACAGGCGCUUACUUUACUAAAAGCGGGUCAGCAACGGACGUGCACAUCUACUAUGAUCUCACAACAAGAAUGAUAGAGAAACCAACACGAGCAUCAGAACAACGUGCAAGUACGACGACAGACGCUAAUUUUACUAAUCAGGAAAUAGCGAUGGACGUGGAGGGAUACUGUAGGCCUUUAACAACAAUAGUAAACAAAUCAACAGAAACACCAAUCGAAGACGAGGAUGGAUAUCUAGCGUGUAGCUUUACAAACCCCUUAAUGAGUGAGAGAGAAGUAGACCUGCAAGACGGUUAUCUGUCUGUUACAGAUGGAACCCUGCAACAUGGUUAUCUGACUGUUACAGAUAGAACCCUGCAACAUGGUUAUCUGACUGUUACAGAUGGAACCCGGACGGAGUUGAAUGCUCUCAACCCCUUAGUAAUAAAAGAGAGAGAAGAAGAAGACCAGCAACACGGUUAUCUGACCAUUACAGAUGGGACGCGGACGAAGUUGAAUACUCUAGAGGAAACUUCAAAAGAGCAAAACAUAUGCACAACGUCGCCAGAUGGAAACGAUGAUGAUAAUAUAUACUGGGAACCGGCUUCUACCGUACGGGAACUUUACGUUCAACUUGAGGGAAGGAGAUUUAGAAAGAUCGACCGACGUGACGUCACCGAUAGGAAAGAGAUCGGAUCAGGAGAGUUUGGCGUGGUAGAGAAAGCAGUGUGGAUAGUGAAUGGUAGAGAGAAGCUGGCGGUGGCGGUAAAGACUCUGACAAAUGAAGCCAAUGCUGAUGAUCGCGUCAAAUUUCUUCGUGAGGCAGCAAUUAACGGACAAUUUCGGCAUCGAAAUGUUGUCCGUCUUCACGGUGUUGUCACCAUUGGAUCUCCGAUAAUGUUGGUUUUGGAGUACAUGGAAAAUGGUGAUCUUAAUCACUACCUUGUGAAACAAAGACCAGAGCGUAGCGGACAAUGUUGCCCUUCAGGUUCUGACAAGACGCUACUAAAAAUGUGUCGUGAUAUUGCAAGUGGAAUGGAAUAUCUUUCACGCAAAUUGUUCGUUCACAGAGAUUUGGCUUCAAGAAAUAUUUUGUUGAACGCAGAGCUGACUUGCAAGGUGGCAGAUUUUGGCAUGACACGUGACGUGUCUGACGACAACUACUACGUGACAAAAGGCGGGAAAGUCCCAAUAAGAUGGUGUGCUCCUGAGAGUUUGAAUUUUAAAAAAUAUUCGUCUGCCAGUGACGUGUGGAGCUAUGGAGUUGUCCUCUAUGAAGUGUGGUCGUUGGCACGACGUCCUUACGGUGUCAUGAAAAACAACGAGUUGAUGAAGAAGAUUGAGAUUGGAUAUCGCCUUUCUCCUCCUCCGGGAUGUUCUCGUUCUCUUUAUCAUCUCAUGAUUGACUGUUGGCAUCCUGAUCGCCAUGAAAGACCGAGUUUUGGAAAUAUCGUGCAGAGGCUUCAAGAAGCUGACGAAUUUCUUUUGACAAACAGAAAAGAAGAGAAGGGGAUUGAAGGAAAACUAGGAGACGCGUUGGACGCGUCAGAAAACUGUUACACAGACUUGCAACACAUUUAUGCAAAAUAUUGAUCGUGACACGU